CACUUUUUGCAGGGGAGAUUAUUUCUCGCAUGAGGCGUGCUGGAUCUGUUCUGUACAGCGGAGCGCACACGGCUACGUCUUUUCAAUGGAUUUCAAUACAGUGGAAUUACCCUGGGAAUUAAACUGCUGUUAAGUCGCUUUUAGUUCGCUAAUUUCGUUCCAACAAGGUUUUAUGUUUCACAUGGAGAGGAAGACGAUGACCCUCGCGUUACUGUAUGUCCUUCUGCCUCUUUUAGAUGUGUUGUCUUAUGCCGAGGAGAACCUGCGUGCUGGGGCCACCCGGCUGGACUGUGUCAGGGCCAGUGAGCAGUGCCUGAAGGAGCAGGCGUGCAGCACCAAGUACCGCACGAUGAGGCAGUGCGUGGCCGGCGGCAAGGAGAGCAACUUCAGUAUGGUUGCCGGCCUGGAGGCCAAGGACGAAUGCCGAAGCGCCAUGGACGCACUCAAACAGAGCCCGCUGUACAACUGCCGGUGUAAAAGGGGCAUGAAGAAAGAGAAGAACUGCCUGCGCAUAUAUUGGGGGAUCUAUCAGACAUUACAAGGUAAUGAUUUCUUGGAGGAUUCUCCGUAUGAACCCGUGAACAGCCGUCUGUCUGACAUUUUCCGCUUGGCUCCCAUCAUAGAGGGUGGGGAACCUUGGAGCAGCUCCGCCACUUCAGCUCCAGGCAGGGGGGGCGCCCAGGGCAGGGUAUCCCAAGGCAGAGAGCCCGCUCUGGGCAGAGGGAGCCCCUCCUCCACGGAACUUCAGGAUCCCAGUAGAAACAGGAGAGCUCAUCCGAAUUGGGCCAUACUGGGUGAGCCUGCAGUGGCCAGAGAGAAUAACUGUCUGAACGCUGCCAAGGCCUGCAACCUGAAUGACACGUGUAAGAAGUACCGCUCUGCCUACAUCAGCCCCUGCACCAGCCGCGUCUCCACCGCUGAAGUCUGCAACAAGAGGAAGUGCCACAAGGCCCUGCGGCAGUUCUUUGACAAGGUUCCUCCGAAGCACAGCUAUGGCAUGCUGUUCUGCUCAUGCCCACUUAGUGACCAGACAGCAUGUUCUGAACGCAGGCGUCAGACCAUCGUUCCCGUCUGCUCGUACGAAGAAAAACAGAGACCCAACUGUCUCGAACUGCAGGCCUCCUGCAAGACCAACUACAUCUGCAGGUCACGACUUGCGGACUUCUUUGUCAACUGCCAGCCGGAGCCUCGCUCGCUGUCAGGCUGUCUGAAGGAGAACUACGCAGACUGCCUCCUUUCAUACUCGGGUCUGAUUGGUACCGUGAUGACUCCCAACUACCUGCGCUCUCCCAAAAUCAGCGUCUCUCCCUACUGCGACUGCAGCAACAGUGGCAACAACAAGGACGAGUGUGACAAGUUCACAGAGUUUUUCACAGAGAACACCUGCCUCCGUAAUGCCAUCCAGGCCUUUGGGAACGGGACAGACGUGGGAGUUUGGCAGCCAAUGUCCCCUGUCCAGACCACCACUUCCACCACCACACCCUACCAGAGGAACCGCGAGCGCAACCCCAACACCAUCGACAACAACAUUAACCCAGACCCUGGCAUCUACCACUUCUGUGGCAGCCUACAGGCUCAGAAAUUGAAGUCAAACUCAACUGCUGAUGGGGUCUUCUGUUUGGACCCUCAGCUAGUCGGCCCAAGUACGUCCAACGCCAUCCCGAGGAACUCGGCUGUCUCCAAACGGCCAUCAGGCCUUGCCUCUCUGCUGCCUCCACUGUUCUGGCUGUGGUACUGCAGCCUGCAGGCGCUCUCCACGCCAGGCGUCUUGUAGCCUCAUCGCUUCGCAGCAACAAACUACAACGGACUGACAAACACACAUUUGUAUAAAAGAAAGAGCAAAACAAGAAAUUAUAUCCUUUCUUCUCAGUAAUACCUGUUGUAUUUUUAUUUCCCCUAUAGAUUCUAUCUCUCUUUUUAUUCCUACUUUAAUUUUUUUAAUGAAUUUUUGGAUUUUUGUUUUGUUGUUUUUUGCAUUGCAGCUGCGUGCUAAAAUGGUGAUCUACUAUACGUGUUAACUCAGUUUGGCUGUGUGUUUCCUUCCGGAUUAGUUGGAAAAAAAGGGAUUUAAAGCGUCCAUGUUGGGCAGAAAUGAGAAAAUACUCGAGGACUACAUUCCAAUAAACCACAGCUGGUUGCUCUUGGAAAGGUACACACAAUGUAUAUUAGCAUUGAGUCGUCAAAUCAGUUUUCACCCACGUCUGUUUGUGUGUUGAGGCUAUAAGUGGGAUCUUUCGUCACAGUCAGUUCAGUGAUGGCUACAUUUUAUCAUUUGGGCAAGCUUUUAGGUGUUAUUCAGUCUCCUCUGUGGUUUGUGUAUGUUUUGAUAAUGACGUGAUCUGGUAUUUUACAUUUUUAUGAAAGGUCCACGUGGAUAUUUACCUGAGAAAAAUAUCACUUGAAUUUUUUUUUUUUCAGGGUGAACACCAACAAAUUAAAACAAGUUAGAACAUCUGUGCCCAAACCGUCUUUACUGUAGCUCGUACUGAACACACAUCGCCGCUGGCAAAAGCACACAGGCGAAGACCCACAAACACAUACUGCACAUUUUCACACAUUCAGACAAAAACACACAGAAACACACUCACCGCCAGGCUUUCUGCUCCCUUUUUUUUUUUUUUUUUACACCUGGUUUUUGCCAAAUGAGUGAUACUCUGAGGUCACAGGACACACGCUGCUGUGGAUGGCUGAAUCCACUCCACUCAUUAGUGAUUGUACAUACUUGUAACAGUCUAAGCCACAUUCAGUGUUUCUCUAUGGCCGGGGACGGAGAAGCUGUUGCAGUUUCACCUGAACAUUUGUUUUUCUUUUUUAGUUUUGAUGUACUUUGCUGCACUGCGUCCACAAAAACAAGAGCUAAGGAAAAAAAUAGGCUUAUUGUUGUAGCGUAUAUUCAACGGUAACACACACCUCCAUCGAUGCAAAGCGUCCUUUUCUUUCAGUUCAGUAUUACGACUUGUUGCCUCAAUUGUAAAAUUGUCGACACGUGUUUGGGGAGGAAGCGACUGCUUGAAAUUGACCAUUUGCUAAACCCAAAUACUCUUAGGUACCAUCACAACAACCGUGGAGUUUCGUGUUCUAGCAUGGCAUGUAUGCAGUAUCGCUACUUGACAUUGGUAGUUAUUUCUAGAAUAAUAUGUCUUUGAUUUCAGAUGGAAAAUUCUUUACAUCUGACCUAUUUGAAAAUGUGAAUACUGAAUAAGGGGUUUGUGUUACAUAUGUUGCUAACUCAGGACUGCGAUAUCAGCAGUGCUAAAGCUUGUAAUAUAGAUACCAGGCAAACAGUCAUCAUUUGAUGACUCAUUUAGGAGAUAUGGGAAUAAAGUAGAAGCAUUGUUGUAUUGAAGGAUAGAGCUAGUUAGCACUGCAGCGUUAUAAGGAAAAAUUUAAGCAUUGUUAUUUUAUUAUAAUGUGACUCAAUUUUAUACAAAGGUAAACUUGAACAAACAACACAAAUUAGAGAAAAGAGAAAUGGCUUUGAGGAUGGGUUUGACAAGCAUAACCUGGGUAAGCAUGCUCCGGCUGCCAGUAGGUGUGCUAACAUUAGCAGCAAAGAACUGACACUGUUUAACCCAUUCCCUGCACUUUUACCGACACCACCCUUUUACCUGGUUGGAUUCUUUUUAGUUGCCCUGUGAACACCACUUCAGCAUGUUGAUUGAACUUCAAAGUGUAAAAAAAAAAUGCUUUGCGUAGCUGUAGUUGCUAAGUUUCGAUUAAAGAAUUAUUGUUCGGGGGAGGGGUUUAGCAAACGGUCAUUUCUGUCUUUUUAUGAGCCUGACUUGUUACUUACUGUGUGUGAAUCGCCAAACCACUUUUUGUAUGUCUGAUCCAGAGGACUGCUGGGAAAAUCCCAGCCACAGCAUCGCAAUCUUAUUCAAUUCUCAUAUGUAGACGCAGGCAUAUGGUUUUCGAACUCUCCAAACAGGAAAUAAAGCUCCCAACAACACAUGAUCAAGACGUUCACAUACAUCACUGUGGCAUGUUCAGCAAGUUACUUUAGCCAUUUGGACAGUGACAGGAGCAUUUCUGACACGCAGCUUGGGUUUAUGUAGCUUUUCAAAACAUGAUUAAUGUAUAGCAGAACUUAAAUGUUAUUUACCGAGCAUAAACAUGGUAUAUGCACUGUAUGUACUUGGCUGAAAUUAUAAAUUGGACAAAUAAAUGUCUGAUGAUAUUCUAUUCCAGAGCAUUGUGAGCUAUUUUGACAUUCAGAUACAACAUAGAGUACAUUGAAUAAACCAGAAUAUUGUUUUUUAUAACAACUUAUGUGUAUAUUUCUCCCAGUAUGUACAUGAUUAUUGCAUCUGAGAAAGAGGAUAUCAAUAACUCUCCUACUGUAGUUAAAAAGCCCCAUUUAUGAUGUUGCUUAAAUAUAGUAUUGAGUUUUUUGGCUAAGAUUUAAAAUUAUUUUUCUAUCUUUUACUAAUUUUUGCUGUUUUGAUGAGUUGAAGUGAAGGAGAUGGACUGGUUACAGAUAGCUCAUAUUUACAUUUUUUUACUGUAAUUAUUUUGGUUUUUAAGGCUGAAAUAAUUCUAGUGACAACAACUAGAAGUCGAGCAAGAAAGAAAUUGUGAUUGCAUGAUGAUUAAGAAGGAAAUAAAUCAAUCAGACAAAUAUAUUCUACACAGCACCAUUAAAGGCUUUUUUAUGGUAUAUUUGACCAGAAGUGGGUAAGUGGGAAAAUUCCCACAGACUGGACGUGUGCAUUGUGGAUGGAAAGUUAAACAGAAAUGUUAUGAGUUGCUACAUGAUUAAAACCUACAUUACAUUUCUCAGAAUUGUGUCUUAUAGUACAUCUGAUCAUUUCAUAUUUGAAUCCCAGUGUCAUGUCUUCAUUGGCCCUGGACUAUGAAGUAAAGUUUAUACAUGGGCUUUACAUUUCUUUGAAGAGUUCCUCUGAGCUGAGCUAAAGUUAAAUAUGUUUGCUGUCCAUAUCCACCCAGCCUGUUGUUUCAAAAUACCAAAAAUGGAUUUUUGGAGAUGCAGACUCCCUCUGAUAUACGGCAUCAUUACCGUCUUAGCUUGUGAAAAUGUAAAAUCUAUUGUACAAAAGUUAUGAUUAAAAACUGUUAAAUCACCCA
Micropterus dolomieu (smallmouth bass) is the source of this 5085-nucleotide messenger RNA. RefSeq names its product gdnf family receptor alpha 1a (gene gfra1a). Lineage: Eukaryota; Metazoa; Chordata; Actinopteri; Centrarchiformes; Centrarchidae. Gene Ontology annotation, molecular function: signaling receptor activity. Gene Ontology annotation, biological process: nervous system development. The transcript has 11 exons. Gene Ontology annotation, cellular component: signaling receptor complex; external side of plasma membrane. The record is from RefSeq and is a predicted model, not a curated record. Bases 173 to 1774 code for a protein of 533 amino acids.